Messenger RNA from Phanerochaete carnosa HHB-10118-sp, 823 nucleotides. RefSeq lists its product as uncharacterized. Lineage: Eukaryota; Fungi; Basidiomycota; Agaricomycetes; Polyporales; Phanerochaetaceae. The record is from RefSeq and is a predicted model, not a curated record. The transcript has 6 exons. The annotation marks the transcript as partial.
CCUGCUUCCCCCGCACAUCCAACUUCAUCGCUUCAUCCAUCCACCCCGAGAACGUUGUCGUGCAACGCGGUAGCGACGAUUGUAGAAAGCGUUCACACGCGCUUUCGAGAAUAAAACGGAAAGGAUGAGCAGCGAGGGUCAGAUCUUCAAACGCGACGGGCAGCCUAUCAAGUUCUUUCUUGCUGCAGGGCCCACCUACGUGACGGAGAAGGCGGGCUUGAGACCACGGGAUGUAAAGGAAUUGGCAACGAAGAUUAAGGCGUACGGCGGACGCCUCGUACAAGACAUUAGAGAGGCCGAAGUAUGGAUAGCAAGCGACACAGCUCUCAGGACAUACAAGAGAUAUUGCGGGAACGACCCGGAUCAUCGUGCCGAAGGGGCAAGCUUUGUGCUUAAGUGCAUCAAGCGCAAAGCUUUCCAAGCUGAGCGCCGUAAAAAAAGAGUACCUAUGCGAGGCUGCCCACCGGGAAGGCGGUCGCGCUUUACCGCCGAGGAAGAUGAAUUACUCUGCCGGUGGAUUGCACAGGAGAUUCCUGAUGUCAAUACAAAGGGGCGCAACGGUGAAAGCAUUCACAAGUUGUUUGUCGAGAUGGCUGAGAAGGAACAUUGCUGGGCUCUGGCCAAGAAGCAUCCUUGGCAGUCGUGGAAGCAGCGCUACAAGGUCCACAAAUACCGUCUGGACAUCAGAAUCGAAGAGAUUGUGCAGGAAAAGCGCCUUAUGGAGGAGGACGAGAACAGUAUAGACAACAAUGGCAGUGAUGGCAAGGCAAGUGACGAAGGCGAGUUCUCUCUGGGCAGUGACAGUGAGAGCGAGGAAGACGAG